Messenger RNA from Trematomus bernacchii (emerald rockcod), 2139 nucleotides. RefSeq names its product FAM3 metabolism regulating signaling molecule A (gene fam3a). The transcript is spliced from 10 exons. NCBI's taxonomy places the organism in Eukaryota, Metazoa, Chordata, Actinopteri, Perciformes, Nototheniidae. The coding region runs from base 353 to 1045 and encodes 230 amino acids. The record is from RefSeq and is a predicted model, not a curated record.
GCAGACUCCGUGCGCUCCGCCUGGGACUGGGGGUUGGGUUGGCUGGCACUUGGGUUGGCAAUAUAUCCGGAAGACACCAACAAACCAGCAUUUUGUUCCAUGUUUGCCAAAAGCGGAUAAGUAGGAGUUGUCUUCAUAGUUGACUAGACGUUUUGACUUUAGCCUGUCUUCUUGUUUAGAGGUGUUUUAUACCAAAGGAGCUUCAAUGAGGAAACAGCGCAAGAAAUAGGCAAAGUCCCGAGAGGCAAGAGCAACAGCUCCUCUUCACCGUUCAUUACAGACUACAGAGGUGAAAAGAAAAGGCAGCAUUGGCCUCAAGCGUGGAUACAACAGGCCUAUGAGACGGUGAAUCAUGAGACUAACAGGGCCCCUGAGAGCUGUGGCUGUGCUGCUGCUGGUGGGCCUCACCUGGCUGCUGGCAAACUCCUUAUUCGGAGGGGAGAGCGGCUCAUCCAUGCGGAGUUUCUUCACUGGUGCAAGCGAGAAGCCAACAGCUGCUGAAUCGCGCCCUCGGAAGUAUAAAUGUGGACUAUCAGCCCCCUGUCCCGCAAAACAUUUGGCGUUCCGCCUGGUGUCUGGUGCUGCCAACGUCAUCGGGCCCAAGAUCUGCUUGGAGGACAAGAUGUUAGUGAGCAGUGUGAAGAACAACGUUGGCAGAGGACUAAACAUCGCUCUAGUUAAUGGGGUGACGGGAGAGCUCUUGGACACAAAGAGUUUUGAUAUGUGGGCAGGAGAUAUUUCGGACCUGUUGAAAUAUCUUCGGCCUCUUCAUGAAGGAACCCUCGUGUUUGUGGCUUCCUUUGAUGAUGCAGCUACAAAGAUGAACGAUGAGUCCCGGCGACUGUUUGAGGAGCUUGGGAGCACGGCAGUGAAGGAGCUGGCCUUCAGAGACAGCUGGGUUUUUGUUGGAGCCAAGGGCAUUGAGAAUAAGAGUCCGUUUGAGCAGCGAAUGAAGAACACUAAGAGCAGCAACAAGUACGAAGGCUGGCCCGAGUCUCUGGAGAUGGAUGGCUGUAUUCCCCUGCGACCACCUUUGGAAGGAUAAUCCCAACGAAUACCCGCUCACAUAAAGUAAAGUAACACCUGAUUUGGCUGCAGUUGAUCCAGAUGAUUGGAAAACGCUGAAAGAUUGAAACCAUCCAAGAUCAGGACCACGAACGGCAUUUUUUCCCCCCUCUCGUGGCAUAUGCAUGAGUUGACUGCAAUGAUUGUCUUGGGACUUGAUAUAUUUAAAAUUGCUGGAACUUGUUAGAGGAUUUGUGCAUUACGCUUUGUGAGACACUUUUGAGCCGCAGUAAUGUUGUAGAAACAAGUAAAAACUGUUAAGGGAAACUUGAAAGACCAAAUGUUUGAUGACCAAAGGGUAACGGUGUUGAGUGAAUGAAAACAGCUGGGGUAGGUCUUCCAAAGCCAUUUGAAGGAAAUGGACAUAUUUCCUCUGUCUGUCGGGUGUCAAUAUUCUGUGCAGGACAUUUGAUGUUCAGAAGGAAAAAGACCCUCUGCUUUCACACUAAGACCUUUGGAGACCUAAUCCCUACAAACACAGAAAACACAUAAAAGAGGUACACUAGUAGUUUACAUGUCCUACAAAGCACUAGGUCUGUAGGCAGAUUUUAUAUUUAAAUCUGUUAAUAUAUAUUCAUCCUGUGAUACAUAAUUCAGUGAUAUUGUUAUGCCUUGUGCUAGCGGCCAUUGUUUACUAAGGACUUGACACACUGCAGUUUAUUCAGAUAAAUUUGGCCUACGUCAAUUUUCAUUGAUAAAACUAUUUAUUUUAAUACUUUAUUCGAAAACUGAUUAAUAUUGUGGGUUCAUCUUAACACCGCCCAUGGUUUUAAUGUUGUCUCAGGCCUGUCAGCAUCUUCCAACCAAGUGCUUUGUUUAAAGAUUCAACCUAUAAUUAUGAGUGAUUAUGUAUGUCGUUUUUUAUGUUAAAUGUAUCCCCUUGGCAUCUUGCAAGCCUAACAAGGAAGGAAAUGUAUAGUAAUAAAUAUUAUUUUUUUGUAUGGUUAGAAGUCCAUUUUACACGCCUUUGUCUGAAUUAUGUUACCUCCAAUUGUAAAGAGUUUUUCUAAAAAGCAUCAUAUUAUGUAUCUAUAUUGUGACAGUAAUGGUGAUGAAUAAAAGUGUCACAAUAUU